Molecule: messenger RNA, 2702 nt
Organism: Lingula anatina
Lineage: Eukaryota; Metazoa; Brachiopoda; Lingulata; Lingulida; Lingulidae
Cellular component (GO): cytoplasm
Molecular function (GO): glycosyltransferase activity
Source: RefSeq, a predicted model, not a curated record
UUAACAGGUUUAUUAUAUGCCAUUUUUCUCACGUUGAAUAUCACGGGGCACAUCAAAAUCAACCUGAGCACUCUGUCAUCUGUCUAGACUGUAGCUUGAAAAGGGUAUAAUGAGAUUUGAUUUAGAAAAAACUGUGAUACAUUUGAAGCAUUCUUUGUAAAUUUAUUUGAACGUCCCAAAAGUCGAAACAACCUUUGAAACCGUUCCUUUAUUCCUUGAUAACGAUAAAGCCAGAUUUGAGGAGAGGGCAUCUUUUUAAUUCAUAUUGAAAACUUUCUUUUUAAAUUUCUUUUUCAAAUUUGUUUGAAAGUCUGAAAAGUCGAAACAAGCUUUAAAGUCUUCCUUUGUUUAGAAUAAAAACAUAAAUGGCUCAUCGGACCUUUAGAUUCUGUUCAAUUAACUCAUUAAUCAAAGAAAUAAAUUUCUCCUGAUUGUUUAGCACCUAGACACUUAGCGAUUCAUGUAAUCAGAUCCCGCCUGUAGGUCGUCUCUUCGAAAGCUUUUUUUACCUGUAAAUAUUUCCUGUAAGCAGCAAGUGUGAAUCAUUUUUAUUCUCGAGACAACAGCAUGAAGGUGCGGUUCGUCCGCCUCGCUAUGGUUUUAUUGGGCGUGACCAGCGUUGCCAUAUUGUAUGUCCUCACAAAAGACAAGCCCAUGUUCGUUAAUCGAGUAAAAGUGAAAAACUUCGGACUACGUCCUGGCGGCCCAGUCGUAACAGAGCGAUGGUUCGUGCCCAAUAUCACAACAGAAAUGUAUAUUCUAUCUGCAUACUAUGACGAUAGACUUACUAUUGAUCCGAAAACCAGGCCCGCUAUUCGCAUUAUAGGAAUGGCAGACAAAAAUAAAGUUGAAAAGGAAAAGUUCUCUUGCAUUGUGACUUAUGAAGGAAUAAAAAGUCCUAUUUUGCAGACAAUAACAGUAACCGAUAUCGGCCGCGGGGGUAGUCGUCACGGGAAACAUUUUCGGGAGUACAUAUUUGUGUGUGCGCCUUUAAAAUUUACCUCCAAAAAAGCUAUUUUCGUCUCCGUCGUUGAUCAAACUUAUUUGAAACAAUACAAUUGGGAAUCUCAUAAGCAAGUGUGCAUUCCUGUACGGUAUCCUAGCAACGAGAAUAAAGUGGACUUUGGAAGUUGCGUCAGUAUCACCUACUGGACGUUCGAUCCUUAUAGAAUAGUGGAGUGGGUGGAGCUUCACAAACUCUGGGGAGUGAAGGAAAUCAAUAUUUACGGCAGCAUGGUGAAUCAAACCACAGAGAGGGUCUUCUUAUACUAUCACCAGCAGGGGGUCUUAACUUACACGAGGGUACCCCGGCCCAUGACGGAGGACGGAGAAAUCAUGUUUCAUCUAAUGGCUACCCCUGUGCUUAAUGACUGUAUGUAUAAGAACAUGUACAGAUAUGGAAAAAUCGUCAUCACAGAUUUAGACGAAAUGAUAGUUCCUCGUGGAAAUAUGAUGACUUAUUCUGAACUUAUAGACGCCAUCGAAAAGGAGACGAAGCCAAGGCAUCCACAUCGCAUGUAUAACUUCAGAAAUGUGUAUUACUUUUCUGAACUACCACAGAAUACGUCAGAGCCACAAGUCACGUUAACGUUACGUCAGACCUACCAUUUGAGAGAACUAACGCCAGUUGGGACGUCAACUAAAAGUAUCAUUGAUCCAAUGGCUUGCAGAAAUGUACAUAAUCAUUACUGCUGGAAAAUUGCAGAAAAGCUGGAAAAAACCCGCCAUUCUGUUCAAGUGCACGAAAAGUUUGGAAUGAAUCAACACUACAAAAAAUGUCAUUUUGACAAAUAUGCCACUGCGUAUCAUCUGCCUCCUUGUAAAGAAGCUCUGAAGAAUUAUACCUUUGAUCCCACCAUGUUAAAAUUUAAGACAUAUCUUUUACGCAAUAUAGCAAAGCCUCUCAAAGAUCUGCAGCUGGUUGAAAGGAACCUCCCAUCAAUCUAAGAUACAUCGUGAUUUUUAUAUUCAGACCUCUUUCAAAUCUGGAGCUUUUAUAAGGAAAGCUGCCUUCGUGCCAAUUACUUUUAAUAUUUUAUAAUUCGCGGCGUAAAUCAAUAUAGUGGCAGAUAUCAGAAACUUGUGUUACUGUGUUUCAUUGAUCGAAAAAAAAAAUCUUUUUGAAUCUUAUCAAACAUUAUCGUUACACGCUAAAACACGUACUGAAUGCAUUUAUGUAUCAGCUACAAUUUAUUCCACAGUAAUUUUCUUGUGACACAAAUUUGAAAAGAUAUGCUGUAAACUAAAUUUGUUCUGUAAUUUAAAAGAAAAAACUGAUUUUCAUCCCCUGCUUCUUGCGGAUACGACAGAAAGGGGAGUUCAGGUACAAGAAACAUUUUUGAGUGUGUCUAUAUGCACAAAAGCUUUUUUUUCUUGGGGAGUAGAACGAUAUCCAUACGUUAGCACUUCUGUUGACUAUUUUGAUCUGUGCCUGUACGCUGCUUUUUUAUAUUAGGGUAGGGUAAAUCAAAUUUUCAAUUUAAAUCAAAGUUUUCCUUGAAGUAAAAUUGAUACUGAACAAAAAUCUAACAUUUAAUUAUUUAAACAACAACCAUAUAGGUCGGUAAUUUGACAAUUUUUAUAAAUGGCAGACAAAUAGCCUUCCUAGAGUUUCAUCAACAACAAAGGCACUAUAGCUUGCCAUAGGUCUUUACUUAUGUUUUAGAGCUUGCAGGAUCCGUUUUUGAUGUUACAGGGGCGGA